AUGGUGAGGGCUCCUUACUGUGAGAAAAUGGGGUUGACGAAGCGGCAAUGGACACUUGAAGAAGAUCAGAUUUUGAUCUCCUACAUUCAAAACUAUGGCACUGCCCGAUUGAUCCAUUUCUACUCCAGCAAUUGCAUCAAGAUUACCGGGGGACGACAGACAAUGAGAUCAAGAAUGUAUGGCACACUCGAUCACUUGAAGAAAAGACUCGUACAAAACGGGGAGUCCAAGCCGCAACAAUACAUCAGAAUACCAAACUCUCAUGCCAAUGACACCAAGCUAUCAGAAUCGGCAAAUUCGACUAUUCCUUCCCUUUCAGGAUCUGAAAGUAUAGGGUAUGCUCAAAUGUCCCCUCAACCCUCUUCCAUUGAUCACUCCUCAGUCAUGAGGAACACUUCAAUCACCACUGCAGAAACAAACAGCACCAGCACUAGCAUGAUCAAAGUUGAAAACAUGGACUCAUCCGAGAUUUAUCCAGUGAUUGAUGAAAAUUCUUGGUCAGAACCACAAGUGUUUGAGAAUUCCAGCAUGCCAUCAAAUUUUCUAGACGACUUACAAUUUCCAUUCCCUUCAGCAGACACAAUGGAACCAGCAGGGUGCUAUGGUUACGUUCCAGAUAUUGAUGACGACAUGAAAUUUUGGCACCACCUUUUCGCUAAAUCUCAGGGAAUAAAAUAA
Populus trichocarpa (black cottonwood) is the source of this 678-nucleotide messenger RNA. RefSeq names its product transcription factor MYB14. The transcript is spliced from 2 exons. The coding region runs from base 1 to 678 and encodes 225 amino acids. NCBI's taxonomy places the organism in Eukaryota, Viridiplantae, Streptophyta, Magnoliopsida, Malpighiales, Salicaceae. The record is from RefSeq and is a predicted model, not a curated record.